Messenger RNA from Phyllotreta striolata, 435 nucleotides. NCBI's taxonomy places the organism in Eukaryota, Metazoa, Arthropoda, Insecta, Coleoptera, Chrysomelidae. The record is from the annotation of a GenBank genome assembly.
AUGAAAACCCUUAGAUUUAAGAUUACCCAAGCAAUCACGACGUACUUCUUCAACCAUCCCGGCCAAUAUCCCUACGUAGUGCCCCUGUGUCCUGUCGUUCCUUGUCCCGAAAUACCGCCCGCAUACGCCGCAGCUCCUGCCACCGCCGCCGUACCUUGUUCAUGCGGCCAAUGCGCCCAGCACAUGUACAAUAAUCACCAUUUGACCGCACCGAGUACGCUCAUCGUAAACCGCUUUACCGAAAUCAACUAUUUCGACAAUCCGCCAGUGUCCACGUCGCCGGAAAAGUUUUGCUACGAAAUGGUACGUAAUACCGCCGAAUCCGUGCAACUUCACAUCGUGCUCAGCGAUGCCUUCGAAGAUGUCUUCUGGUUCCGCGGCAACGCCGGGUACUUGACUGUACCUGGGGAGCUUUGGAAAUUCGAGGUUUCUUGA